UUCAGAGACUCUUGUGGCAACCAGAUAAUAUUUUUAUUAGGUUUUUGAUAUUUACUAUAAGGAUAAAAAUAGCACUCAGCUAUGAUUUACUCAUCGGUAGGAUUAUUAGUAGUAUUUUCACUUCAGUGCUCAGGAUUUGGCUCCAAAAAUGACACAGGGCCCUCCCUGAGGACUUUCUCUGGUCACUAUGUCGUGGUGACUGAUGAGCCAAUUGACUACCUUGAGCUGUCUGUGGUGGACAGCAUGAGGGAGAACUGGGACGGCUCAGGGAUGGAGCAGGAGCCAGUGAAGCAGCACAGGCACCAUGGCCCACACCGGCCUACCAAGAAGCACUAUUAUGUCUCAGAUGAGGCCAAAGGCUUCCUCCAGGGUCGCCUGGCAACCGCUUUCGUCCCGACCAUUUACACCUUUGUCUUCAUCAUCAGCGUGCCCCUCAACCUUGCGGCCUUGGUGAUGUUUGUGCGUCGGAUCCGUCCCAGGAAACCAGCGGUGAUCUACAUGUUGAACCUGGCCUGUGCUGACCUCGUGUUUGGCUUGCUCCUUCCCUUCAAGAUUGCCUACCAUUUCCAUGGCAACAACUGGAUCUAUGGGGCGUUCAUGUGCAGAGUUGUCACAGCUGCCUUCUACUGCAACAUGUAUUGCUCUGUCCUGCUCAUGAUGUGUAUCAGUAUAGACCGGUUCCUGGCCGUGGUUUACCCCAUAGACUCUCUGACAUGGCGCAGCCCUCACACUGCCUCUGCUGUGUGUGCUGCCAUGUGGCUGCUCGCCCUCGGCGGGGUGACGCCACUGCUGAUCUCAGGGCAGACCAUCCAUCUGCCGGACCUGGGUAUCACCACCUGCCAUGAUGUGCAGGAUGUGGACAAACUACGGGCUUACUACCUUUACUUCUUCCCCAUCUACUCUGCUGUUUUCUUUUUCAUCCCUCUGAUCUUCACUGCUGUGUGUUACGUGCGCAUCGUCCAGGCCCUGGCUGCAGCCAAUGUGGAGAACCGCUCCAAGAAGACCCGGGCAGUGGUGAUGGCUGUGGCUGUGCUGGUGGUGUUUGUGGCCUGCUUCAUGCCCACUAACGUCAUCCUCAUGGUUCAUUAUGUUCAGGUGGCCCACAAGGGCAGUGACAACUCCUACCAGGCCUACCUGCUGUCCAUGUGUGUAGGCAGCCUGAGCUGCUGUCUGGAUCCUGUCAUCUAUUACUUUGGCUCCUCUCAGUGCCAGAAGCAGGUGGCAGCAUUGUUAGGAUGCAGGUUGCUGCCAGGGCCGGAGAGCAGCUCAGAAACAGGAAGCACAAGAACCAGCGGGCGGACGGAUAGCACCAAGUCAAGCAAGAUGGAGAGCCUUCAAACAGCCCUCGGGAGUCAUUACAGGAGGCUGGUGGCUUAAGCACAUGGGCAGAGGGACCAGCAGAGAGUGGGACUUAGUGUUGAGCUUGGAGCUUCAUCAAACUGGCGCAUCUACAUUUAUCAGCCAUCCCAGUCAAAAUGGAUUUGGAUCAUGCUGGACAAAAUGGCUUUGGUUGACUCAAAAGAAAUUUGAAAAACAACAACAACAACAAAACCUAUUCCAGAUAUGUAGUUGGUUUGGAAAAAUGUUGGUUUUUGUGGAAUUCUUUGCACUUAUGCAUCAACUUUUAUUUUUAUCAUUGUUUACAUAAACAAAAGUUUGCUUUUAGUUAUUCUGUAAUCAUACAUUUUAGCCAUCAUAUAACCAUCUGCAUCAGUACAGACUAAUUUCACUGUGGCCUUUGUGAAAUUGAUCUGCCAUUCUUUCCCAUUGUUUGUUUCGAAUGAAUUAUGAGAGUUAAGCAGUUAGUGUACAAUACUAAGGUUUAUUCAUGAGAAAAAUUACAUCUAAUGUAUUAAACAUUUUGGUCUUGU
Molecule: messenger RNA, 1871 nt
Organism: Myripristis murdjan (pinecone soldierfish)
Lineage: Eukaryota; Metazoa; Chordata; Actinopteri; Holocentriformes; Holocentridae
Gene: f2r
Product: coagulation factor II (thrombin) receptor
Exons: 2
Coding region: 82-1377 (431 amino acids)
Biological process (GO): blood coagulation; thrombin-activated receptor signaling pathway; positive regulation of Rho protein signal transduction
Cellular component (GO): plasma membrane
Molecular function (GO): thrombin-activated receptor activity
Source: RefSeq, a predicted model, not a curated record